Cucurbita maxima (winter squash) is the source of this 1009-nucleotide messenger RNA. RefSeq lists its product as uncharacterized. The transcript is spliced from 2 exons. The record is from RefSeq and is a predicted model, not a curated record. NCBI's taxonomy places the organism in Eukaryota, Viridiplantae, Streptophyta, Magnoliopsida, Cucurbitales, Cucurbitaceae. Bases 49 to 993 code for a protein of 314 amino acids.
UAGUCAUUUCCUGGAUCCCUCGGCCGAGAGGCAAAGCAUCAGAGUAAAAUGCAGACCACAGCCAUAGCUCCUUCUUCACAUGCCUCCAUUUUCUUCAACCCACUUCUCAAUUUCACCAUUUCAAAUCCCCUAAUCCCCUCCAACUCGACAUUUCUCUCGACCCUUGUUGCAGUUUCCGAUGGAUUUCGGGCUCAAACAUCGAUCAUUUGCGCCAGGAAGAAGAGGAGGAGACCCGUGUUUCUGAGAUCGACCAAAUUAGUGCUUGAAUUGGCGUCUCUCUUUGCCUCCAACCUAAAGAUCUUACCGCCGCCGCUGGAUUUGGUCGUCGCGGAAUUGAGCGGCGGAGAUGGCAAUGGAGGUGGUUCGCGGUUGUGGAGGAGAUUUGGUGGAGGCGGCUAUGAUGGAUGGAGAGGUAAGAGGAAGAAAACCCCAUUGUUGAUUGGGUUUUUGGUUCUUUGUGGUCUUGCUUUGUGCGUUUUCACUGAUUUUGAGCUCGAUGCGAUUUGUGGAGCUCUUGGAUUUGCUGUAUUUAGCGUUGCAUUAAUUCAAUUGUGGGAGAGAAGUGGGAUUUCGAAACAUUUCGUUUGGGGAUUUGGCCUUUUCGGCAUUUUGAUUGCCUUGGGAUUGAGAAGAUCUGAGGUGCAAAAAUGGGCUGGGAAAUUAGGGUUUUACCGUCCAAAGAUCAAGAGUUUGAGAAGAAAAAUUAAAGGCAGUGAGAGGUCUUGUUCGAGUGUUGUAAGAACGAAACUCCUACUCUUUGCAGGGUAUAUAUUCAACAAGUUCGGCAACCCAUUCCCUUUUUUCUAUAGCACGGAAGAGCUAUAUUUAACUACAGUGAUAGAAGAACCUCGACUAGAGUUGCAAGUAAAGACCAGUAAGUCCUACUUAGAGAACCUUUUUGUUCGAUUUCCAUUUAGAAGUUCCAAAUUUCAAUGCUCCCCUUCUUCAAGGGAAGAAAAAGAUCCAAUUUUCACUUUUCGUCCAUUUCCAUGAUCUUCAAUCUUUGCCC